GAUAAAUGCCGCUAAUCGGUGACUUACGGCAGACCGGACGACUGUACGGGGUCCAGCCAGGCGGGCGCCGCUGUCGCCAAAUGCCCCGCCCCUCCUUCUGGUCGCAGCUUAUCAUCCACAGUCACGCAAGCCACAAAGGGCUCUCUGCUCUUCAAACCACAACACUUACAAACUACAUCUAGAAGAAUAUAAAGUCGCCGGUCGCAUCCAGGUGAAAUACUACUACUUGGAAUACAUCACAGUCAUUUGAACAUCCCCAACGCUCUAAAGUCGACGACGCUGGUAAGCCGGGAUCAAGUGCCACCUUGGCAGACCCAGCCGCCGCAUCAGCUUUGACAGCAUCGUACGCCCAACUUCAUCGCGUUUCAACUCUUGCUGGCGCGGCUGUAGCCAGGUCUUACCUGUAUACAGCUUCUAUCAAGUCUUUGAAUGACCCGUUCGACUGAGAAAGACAACAAACCUGCAUCUAUUAUCGCAUCGCUGGCUCGGAAACAGUCACCCCAGUCAUCAUCUCCCUCAGCCACCAUUCCGUCCAAGAAGGAAAGGAGAAAUGCGGCGGCGAAGGAUAACAAUGGUCGAGGCGCUACGGCAAUAAAUAUUGCAUCUAAAGUACUAGACGACAAUAAGCCAGCAACUCCUUCGCCGCCGCCUUUUACACCACCGGUUUCUGACGUCAAGCCGAUAACAACUGCGACAAGUACAAAUAGGCCAGGAAUAACAUCGCCGUUGCUGGACGCUCUACCAUCCCCUGACUUUGGCCAGUCUCCGGGGCGGAGCACCACGGAAUGGGCCAGAAACAUCCCACCGUUCUCGAGCUCUCCAGGUAAUCUCGUCAACCCCAGCGACACUCCGCCGACGGUUCCAUCAUCUUAUGAUGACAAAAAUACACUUGCUGAAUGGAAUCAACGAGAGCGGAAAGGCGUAAAUGGACAUAACCCAUCCGCGUCCCCACCUAGUUAUCGUCGAAGGCCACUAAGCGUACAGAUCGAUGGGCACAAUCCAUUUGAGGACAAUAUGUCACAAAGAGGAUCCAGCAUGCAUCGCAGAAAUUCGACUUAUUCUCAACAGUCACAGCGCUUUGCCUCCCAUCCUCCCCUUCCCCACCAGGCGCAGCCGCAUUUCUAUGGUGCGCCCGAUAUCAAUUUAGGGCUACCGAUUCGCCGCAUGGGCUUAAAACCAGGCUCACAGGGUUACUUCUUUGGUUUGGACAGCAUUAAUACAUCCAGAACUGGCUCGAAACACACUGAGAGUGUGGUUAUAUCUGGGUUUGAAGGAGGCUUGACUGUUAAUGCAAUUUCGAAGUCGGGACACACCGAGAUAUCGACUCUCGAUGGCCUACGCGGUGGUGUCUAUAGCGCGAAGAUUUUGCCAUGGACAGUGAAAGGCGAGCUCUCCAGCGGCUUUCCUUUGAUUGCUGCUGUGGUACAUGGACCUGCAUUAUAUGAAAAUGAUGGCGAACAGGGUUCACCAAAUCUUGGAGCCACAGAACCCGCCGAACAGACAUUUGGCAGUAUCUGCAAUUCAUCAAGAGGUCAUCGUAUGCAAGGGGGCUCGACUAAACACUAUCAAACAACAGUGGAAGUUUGGUCGUUAAGCACGAAGAGAUACGUGGGAACACUUCUCUCUCUUCCAGAGACGAUUCUCCCAAUACCGAUCACAAGCCCGCAUUUCGUCCCUCCAGCACCAGCAGGUGCUUUGACGGUAACUGCAGACGCAGGAAAUAUUGUGGUUUCAUCAGGAAUCACUGGCGAGCUAUGGGUUUUCCGUCAAAUAAAGAUCGACAACGAUUCGUCAAUGAGCUUUCGAUGCCUAGGCAAGUUCUGGACUACAAUUCAACAACCAGCCCCUUAUGAGUCAUCAACCCAGCCUGAUUUCGGGGAUGGUGAUGGCCAGUUCAAUGAAGCCAGGCUGAAUAAAUUACGUCCAAAGUCGACGUUACUUUCACUACGAGGCCAAUGGCUGGCUUACAGCCCUUCUAGUGCAAUGAACCAAGUGUCGCUAAGAGCGCGUGUUGACAUCUCGAAGUCGAACACUAGAAUACCUGGACUGAAUACUUUCGCACCGCCACAAAUGCCUACGGCUAACUGUGCUGUUGACACGCCCCAGGGAGAAGAGUUCUGGGGCCGUUUGCGACGCCAGGCAGCUCAAGAGGCUAUCAAGGGUGCGAAAUGGGUUGGGGACCAAGGAUCAAGGGUAUGGGCGAAUUAUUGGCAUAACCCUACCAAUAAUGUAAACGGAAGCUGGCAGUCUUCGAACCAGAAGGAACCUCUUCCGGACUUUCCACCCACGCAUGGAGCCGCCUUGCAGUACGAUACGUCACAGUCGGACCCCGUUCUUAUAACAAUUGUGGACCUUGGCAAGCUUGCAACGCUUCGGAAUACGACAUCUGCGACUAUGGCCACGUUCAAAGUGCCUCUUGGCUGCAGUUAUAUGUCAUUCUCUCCGACAGGUCUAGCCUUGUUCACCGCAAGCAACAAGGGGGACGUUCAAUUUAUCUGGGACCUGAUGCGGAUACAGCAUACGAAGUCUUCAGCUUUGCAACCGCAGGCUCCUGGGCCUUCGCAGGGUAUACAUGUUCGGCAGAUUGCUUUGUUUACUCGCCUUACUGUUGCGAGAAUUGUCGAUGUGAUAUGGACCAUGCCACUUGGUGAAACGAUUGCCAUGGUCACAGAGCGGAACACGGUACAUUUUCUCGACGUGCCACACAACGCCUUCAUUUGGCCACCUCUUCGUCAUCGCCCGAAAAUAUCGUCGUCGGUGUACCCAUCCAAUAUUAGAGAGGCUUCUCCUUCGGCAGCUGCAAUGGCAAGUAACGUGGCUAAUGCAGCUUGGAACCUCACCCAGCCAUUCUUAGCACGGCCACGGGGUGCAAGUGGCAGCUUUGGCCCUAUUCCAAACCGAACAGGUGCCAUUACUGCAAGCCUGACUGCAAUUGCUGGCCAAGGUGGGAAGGCAAUCGCUUCGGGAAUAAGCAAAUCGUUUGGUGCAGCGACCGGCACCAUUCAACAAUUCAGAAGAGCUGGCGACAAUAAAUUGCAUCUUCCACAGACAGCAACAAUUUGCUCAGUCGGCUGUGUGAAGUGGCUAGGCGGUCGCGGCAAACAGACAUUUGCUGCACUUGUGGAUGGCCAUGUCAAGAUGUAUACGAUUAAGCACAUUAGGUCCAAGAGCAAACCUGGUGUGAACCGUAUCCACAUCGGAACUGCUCCGGUCGAUAUCAGGAUCCCGUCGAUCCCGGAUAAUAAGAUUGCUCCAUUGAUAAAGCGAAAGCUCGAUCUUGCGGACGAAGAGGACCUUGAUGCAGGGGAGAACCGCACACUUCUCUCACGUCCUACAUCUCUAUCUGCAGGAGGCCUCAUUUUGGGAACCGAGUCCUCCAUCCCUCACGCUGAAAUCGAAUCGAAUGCACCUUAUCAGCCAUUCCACACGGAUCCUCGAGUUACGCUAUUUGCAUACUCCGAGGUUUCACACCAACUUCUAUCUCCGACAACUUCGGCACUGUUUUCUCCCCAGCUUUCUACGGAGAAGGCUAACCGCGCCUCUGGUCAACCAUGGGUGUUUGGUGGCCCUAUACAUGCUGCCAACCUUCACAUUGGGAAAGAACACUCUGAUGAAGACGCUCUCAUGUCAUCCGAGUAUCACCGCGCUUUACCAGCUGACUCCAUGGAGCGAGUCACCACAAGGAUCCCAGAUGAUUUAUCGGAGCCCAUCGUCAGCACCACCCGCCGGCGGAAGUCCUCACGAACCACUUCUGAUCUGCCAGAUGAUGAAGAGGGUUUCUUUGAAGAUGAUUGUACUGUGAUUGAUUUCGCGAGUAACAGGGUCUAAAUGCUCAGAAAAUCCUCCCAAAAAAAAACUUACGCAUCUACGUUUUAUUUAUUACUCCUAGCAUUGGUCGGUCGUUUGGUCAUUAGAGAGCAUUGGUGGUUCAUCGAAAUAUUUUACUGCUUCAGAGCAACAAUUAUGCCCCUCAACUGGGCGAUACAUUUUUGGUGCUUUACAUUCGUUAUUGGUGGUUAUAGAGUUGGACUGCGUGCGUACGUACAUAUGGCUGCCUGCGUCUGUUCGGUGGUUUGGAUUGGAUUGGAGAAUUUAUUGAGAUACCUAGGCCAGCUGCACGUCACAGCCCUCAC
This is a messenger RNA of Pseudogymnoascus destructans, 4133 nucleotides long. RefSeq lists its product as uncharacterized. Gene Ontology annotation, cellular component: cytoplasm. Gene Ontology annotation, biological process: response to starvation; autophagy. Lineage: Eukaryota; Fungi; Ascomycota; Leotiomycetes; Thelebolales; Thelebolaceae. The transcript is spliced from 2 exons. Bases 430 to 3828 code for a protein of 1132 amino acids. The record is from RefSeq and is a predicted model, not a curated record. Gene Ontology annotation, molecular function: protein binding.